Molecule: messenger RNA, 1399 nt
Organism: Durusdinium trenchii
Lineage: Eukaryota; Dinophyceae; Suessiales; Symbiodiniaceae
Source: the annotation of a GenBank genome assembly
UCGUAGGCCCCCAUUUGCGAACGGAGGCCUUGGCUAAAUUGAAUUUUUGUAUUUUAGGCCCGGGUUUUCACAUCAGCCAUGCGCGACCAGUGAGGCCAGCAUGGCAGAAGUGCCAGAGGAGCCCGAGGAGGUUCCGGAAAACCUGUGCAGGCUUUUGCUGAAACAGUUCGAGGAGGCCUACUGGUCCACUGGCCGCGACAAGCCAAGGUUCGAAGUGGCUACACCCCCAAGCCUACAAGAUCUUAUCUCGGCAGAGUACAGGCCAAAGUCCUUUCUCCGCCGACGUGCUCCAGAUGAAAUCGAGACAGCGUUGACCCAGCUGGACCAGGGGGCCUUGAACAUGGUGAAGCAAAGUUUCAAGAAGAACUUAGAUUUGGCCGACUUCGCCAAGGCCAUUGUCAGCACUGGCACCUAUGACGCAGAUCGGGUCCUGGCCUUCGUCAGCGGUGUGGUCGACCUCUAUUUGGAGGUCUUCCGCUCGCAGUCGGACAAUGACGAAAAAGCUGUGAAGUGGGCGCAGUUGAUGAAUCACUUCAUCGAGUCCCCAGAGAUCGUGAUGUUCGAGGGCAGCGAGGUGGCUUCUGCCAUUGUAGGGCCAAAGAGUGCAUCCUCUAACAACUUGGCGCAGGUGCGCCGCAGCAACCUGGUGGACUGUGCCAAGCAUAUGGGUUCUGGCAUCCGGAAAAUCAACUGGAUGCCGUCCCUGGAGAUGCUAACGACUGUCGAAGGCACCGAGUCGGUGUAUUUCUGGUCGCCCAGCAUGGCAUGGGACACGGCACGUGUGGUCACUCCACAGCUGCCAGCUGACUACUUUGAUGAGCAGAAGCCACUGUGGACAGUGCAUGCUGUUGCGUGGGACAAUGACCUGCAGGAUUUGGUGGCCUUGUUGAGCAACCGCUUUCUGAUCUUUUGGCGACUCAGAAAUCGGGAGAAGGGCCAAUUUCAGCAGAAGAAGGAGUUCCGCUUCCAUGCCACGCGUCAAGAGGGGAAAACUGGAACGUUUCCGUGGAAGGUGCACUUGCGAACGAUGGACCCCAAGAAUGAGGCGCAGCAGGAGGAAGUGGUUCGCAGUAAAGUCAAGGAGCCCACUGAGACUGUGCUGGGGCUGAAGGAGAAGGCCACUGUGCGUCCCAAAGAUCCGCAAGUGACCAUGCGCAAGGAGAAGCGAGAAGCGCGUUUGGCAGCAGAGGCGGCACAGCAGCUGGACAUUUGGUGGAAUGCCAGUAUGAAGGUCUGGGUGACUGCAGACUAUGAAGGAAGGCUUUAUUUGUGGGACCUCAGAGAGCACACCAUUGAGAGCACAAUUUACCCCAUGAAGGUCCUUCAGGCUCACAGCCAAGUGGCCUGGGGCGCCCAGAUCAGAAACAUUGAAAGCCAAAGUGGGAUGCACUUCAAGUAA